Gaeumannomyces tritici R3-111a-1 is the source of this 1257-nucleotide messenger RNA. RefSeq lists its product as hypothetical. Bases 1 to 1257 code for a protein of 418 amino acids. NCBI's taxonomy places the organism in Eukaryota, Fungi, Ascomycota, Sordariomycetes, Magnaporthales, Magnaporthaceae. The record is from RefSeq and is a predicted model, not a curated record. The transcript is spliced from 2 exons.
AUGGCGGCAGUCGCUAAAAUCCCGAUGGAGAAGAAGGGAUAUCUCCUCGAGGAUCAGCACAAGUAUCCUCCCACCAUGAACUACCAACGUCAUGACGAGCCGAGGGUGCUCUUCAGCCGGCCCUUCCUGCAGCCGCCCACGGCCGCCGUGGACCGGUUCCUCAACCAGCUGGUGACCGAGGUCUGGGUCGACCACGGCUGUCAGCCGUCAGGACGGCACCACAUGACCAUCCGUAUUCGCGUACGCGAAUACGUAGAGGUAGAGGCCGUCCCCAUCGGCGGCGUGGUGAGCUUCCACCCGUCGGGCUGCGGCCCAGGCGGUCUCGUCGUGCCCGCCGACGGCGGCCGCCGCUACCGCUGCCAGGUGCUGGUCGUCACCACGGACCCGCGCGUGGUCCCCCAGGGCGCGUCCUACGUCGCCUGGCUGCGCGGCCGCUGCGCCCCCGAGGCCGGCACGGCCGCGUCCUUCAAGUUCUCGGCCAUGGGCAGCGCCUGGCCCAUCCGCAGCGUCCUGCACGCCCUCGCCGGCCUGCAGAUCUACCCCGUCAGGCUGCCUCUCUUCCACUCGGGCGACCUGCUUCACUUCGUUCAGGUGGCGUAUGGCCGUGGACACCGCGACCUUGUGUCGCAAUGGAUGAUCAGGCUGAUCGCGGUCGGAAUUGUCUCCGUCAACUUCGACGGCUACUGUCUCCACCAGAGUCUGCCAAGCAUCGAGGAGCUGGCCCCAUACCGCCACCUCGUCGAGACCGUUAACUGUGUCCUCCGCUGGACCGAGGAGCGCCCGCCUAACAUGUUCCCCAAGGUCCACAAGCUCUUUAUCAGGCUUGGGGGCUUCCCCAAUGGCACCCGCGUCCUCAUAGACUAUUUGAUGGUCGAGGACCCCAACCGCAAGUACUUCGAUCCCUAUGUGAUCCCAGCCCCGCCGCUGCCCAUCUAUGGCAGGGAGAUCCGGGAUGCUGCGCCCAAGCGCAGGGAGGCCGCGAGGGUUGCCGCCGAGAAGGCUGCCGCUGAGAAGGCUGCCGCCGAGAAUGCUGCCGCCGAGGAGACUGCCGCCAAGGCCAAGAAGGACAGCGACAAGGCUGCUGCGACCGAGUCCAACAACGACAAGGACGAGACAACCGCCAAGCCUGCCGUGACCAGCGAGAAGCCAGCGGCCAAGCCCAACGAUGACAAGGCCAAGGCGCCGCCGGCCAAGCCUGUUGGCAGCGGCAAGAAGUGGUACUACAAGAAGGGCAAGGCACAAUCCAAGCGCCACUAG